AUGAGAGGUCAUGAGAACGCUAUACGAGGUUACAAGGACGCUAUGACAGGCCACGAAAACGCUAUGAGAGGCCAAGACGAGGAGGCCAUGCGAGCCGCCCACCAGACCACAGUCGCCCACCAGACCACAGCCGCCUACCAGACCACAGCCACCCACCAGAUCACAGCCACCCACCAGAUCACAGCCGCCCACCAGAUCACAGCCACUCACCAGAUCACAGCCGCCCACCAGACCACAGCCACUCACCAGAUCACAGCCGCCCAUCAGAUAACAGCCGCCCACCAGACCAGCCACCACCAGAUCACAGCCGCCCACCAGACCACAGCCAGCCAGCCACCCACCAGACCACAGCCACCCACCAGAUCACAGCAGAUCACCCACCAGAUCACAGCCACUCACCAGAUCACAGCCGCCCACCAGACCACAAUCACAGCCACUCACCAGAUCACAGCCCACCAGAUCACACAGCCACCACCAGACCACAGCACCAGACACAGCCAGAUCACAGCCACCCACCAGAUCCAGCCACCACAGAUCACAGCCACCCACCAGACCACACAGCCACCCACCAGAUCACAGCCACCCACCAGAUCACAGCCCUCACCAGAUCACAGCCGCCCACCAGAUCACAGCCCCACCAGACCACAGCCGCCCACCAGACCACAGCCGCCUACCAGACCACAGCCACCCACCAGAUCACAGCCACCCACCAGAUCACAGCCGCCCACCAGAUCACAGCCACUCACCAGAUCACAGCCGCCCACCAGACCACAGCCACUCACCAGAUCACAGCCGCCCAUCAGAUAA
Molecule: messenger RNA, 807 nt
Organism: Homarus americanus (American lobster)
Lineage: Eukaryota; Metazoa; Arthropoda; Malacostraca; Decapoda; Nephropidae
Product: extensin-like
Exons: 3
Coding region: 1-807 (268 amino acids)
Source: RefSeq, a predicted model, not a curated record